CUCCAGAUUCCCACAAUGCCUCGUGUUUACCUCCGCUCUGACAGCAGAGACACUGCUCGCUGGCUCUUCUAGUCCCCAGCUGGACCCCUGCAUGCGCUGGAACACCCCCGUUCACCGGCGAGCCCCGCGCAGCUCAGCGGCCGAGCACCGGAGACUGUCGCCGGCUCGGGAGUGUUAAUGUUCUCCGCGGUGGGCUUGGACACUUCCUCGCUCUUCAUCUGAGGGUGCCGUCACCGGGAGAUUGAACACAUGAUGUUCAAGGACUACAGAUCUGCUCGAGCUGUAGGUCUGAAUCCGCUGCCCUUUGACCCUGCCUCGAACAACGAACCCCUUCAAUUCAACAGCUCCAAUGGUCCUCUGGUCUCUGACUGUCCUCUGGAAAACGGAACAGAAAACAGCAAAAAGAGGAAGAGACCCAACCUUCCUCCAGAGGGGCUCAGAAAUAUCGGCAUGGACACCAACUCUUUAGCGAUGCCCAUGUCGGACCCUAAUGCUUGGGCGACUGCCAUGAACAACCUCGGGAUGGCUCCCAUGAGCAUGACUGGACAACCCAUCAUGUCAGAUUUUGACCCCAGCCUCGGCAUGAUGACUGGAAUUGCUCCGAUGAACCCCAUGAUGCCUGGCCUUGGGCUUGUGCCCCCGCCGGUUUCGCAAGACAUGCCCAUCAUGAAGGAAAUCAUCCACUGCAAGAGCUGCACGCUUUUUCCACCCAAUCCUAAAAUCGUUCAGGACGCCACCUUAGAAGUCAACUGGCUCUGUAGGCAGCAAGGCAGCUCACUAGACCUGCCUCCCCCUGCCACCAGAGAGAGACCACCCGGCUGUAAGACAGUGUUUGUGGGCGGCCUGCCAGAGAACGCCACAGAGCAGCUGAUUGUGGAGGUGUUCGAACAGUGCGGGAGUAUCAUCGCCAUCCGCAAGAGCAAGAAGAACUUCUGUCACAUCCGCUUCGCUGAGGAGCACACGGUGGACAAGGCCCUCUUCCUGUCAGGUUAUAGGAUCCGGCUGGGAUCCAGCACAGAUAAGAAGGACACCGGCCGGCUGCAUGUAGACUUCGCUCAGGCUCGAGAUGACCUGUACGAGUGGGAGUGCAGACAGCGCAUGCUUGCGCGGGAAGAGAGACACCGGCGCAGGAUAGAAGAGGACCGCCUGCGUCCCCCCUCGCCGCCCCCCAUCGUCCAUUUCUCUGAGCACGAGUGCAGCCAGCUCGGAGAAAAGCUCAAAGACGACUCCAAGUUUGCCGAAGCCGUGCGUGUCCUUCUGACCUGGGUGGAACGAGGGGAGGUAAACCGCAGAAAUGCCAACAACAUCUAUUCCAUGAUCCAGUCCUCCAACAGCCACAUCCGCCGGCUGAUGAACGAGAAGGCCGCGCAUGAGAAGGAGAUGGAGGAGGCCAAGGAGAAGUUUAAGAACGCUCUCGCCGGGAUUUUAGUACAAUUUGAGCAGAUUGUGUCUGUAUUCCACGCUGCUUCCAAACAAAAGGCAUGGGACCAUUUCUCGAAAGCCCAACGCAAGAACCUGGACAUGUGGCGGAAGCAAGCAGAGGAGAUCAGAAACAUCCACAAUGAAGAGCUAAUGGGUAUUCGGAGGGAGGAGGAAAUGGAGAUGUCGGAUGAUGACAUGGAGGAUGCCCCGGAAAGUAAGGAUUCGGAUGAUUCAGGGCCGCUGGCUCAGGUGGAGGCUCUGAAAGAAGAGAACGACAGUCUGCGGUGUCAGCUGGACGCCUACAGGAAUGAGGUGGAGCUUCUGAAACAGGAGCAGGGUAAAGCGCAGCCCCAGCGCAGCGAGGAGGACACCACCCGCCAGCAGCAGCUCAGCUUCCUGCAGCAGGCUCUGCAGGGCAUGCAGAAGCAACUGCUCAAGCUUCGUGAGGAUCUGAAACAGAGAGAGACGGAGCUGGAGAAGAACUCGGAGGAAAAACAACAGCUGGAAAGCCAGAUCCAGAGUCUGAAAGAUCGGAUUCAAGCUUUCCCCACAUCACACGCUCUGCCCCUGGAGACGGCCGAGCGUGAGGACCGAGGAGGCGAUGAAAGCACCAAUCACUCCAGCGAGGCGACGUCGGCCGUGGUGUCCUGCAGCCAGGAGAAGGAGAACCUGCCGGAGAAAGGGCUUCCCAGUCCGGUGAAAUCAGAGCGAGAGGCUCUGCUCGUGGGAAUCAUCUCAACGUUUCUUCACGUCCAUCCUUUUGGAGCCAGCAUCGAAUAUAUCUGCUCCUAUUUACAGCGGCUGGACACCAAGAUCAGCACCACGGAGGUGGAGACUCUUCUGCGUCGGCUGCCCUGCACGUUCAAGCAGGAGUUGACGGGCGUCGGGGCGAGUCUGGAGAAACGCUGGAAGUUCUGUGGGUUUGAGGGCAUUAAGACGGUGUAGAGACACGGGACGGGGUUGCAACUAGAAAAACAAAAACGGCCGAUGGACUGGACGGGUUUCAACCAAUCACCUGCCAGCUCUCUGCGUCCAUCCGCCGCCCCACGAGUUUCUAAUCUCACAAACACUCUCGAGCUGGAGAUCCUCAAGACUUUGGUGUGUGUGUGUGUGUGUGUGUAGUAUGAUUUAGUAUGUGUGUGUGUGUGCGCCACGUGAACGGACCGUACGCUUGUUCCACACUCAUCGGGGAUAAAAUCAGGGUUUCGCUGAACCGAGGACUCGAACUGUCAGCAUACAUUUUCUUGUUCCACCUCUGAUUUGUAAAAUAGAUUUUAAAAAAUAUAUAUAUACAUAACACGAAUAUAUUUCUUUCCUCUUCUGUAAAGGCUGCAGAAAACAGUUGCAUAGAAUCUUUUGUUCACAUAUCCUGUAAAUGUUUGAAUAACUUGCUAUUUUUAAAUAAAAAACGAACAGGAAAAACA
This is a messenger RNA of Carassius gibelio (silver crucian carp), 2846 nucleotides long. RefSeq names its product ecto-NOX disulfide-thiol exchanger 2. The record is from RefSeq and is a predicted model, not a curated record. Gene Ontology annotation, cellular component: plasma membrane; external side of plasma membrane. Bases 250 to 2367 code for a protein of 705 amino acids. The transcript is spliced from 17 exons. Gene Ontology annotation, molecular function: protein-disulfide reductase activity; RNA binding. NCBI's taxonomy places the organism in Eukaryota, Metazoa, Chordata, Actinopteri, Cypriniformes, Cyprinidae. Gene Ontology annotation, biological process: ultradian rhythm.